CCCCUUGCAAGCCCUGUCCUUGCACCCCACCUCCCUCAGCACUCAGAACCGAGCCUGGGCCCAACUGGCUCAAGGAAAUACUGAACAGAUGAGGUGGACAAAGGAGUGACAGGUGCCCAGGACUGCAGGAGCAGAGCAUAGGGGGAGCCCAAUCAGGACCCUGUGAAUCGUCCUCACCCUGAGGGCACGUGCCUCUUAGGCCCACCCUACCCUGGGGAGAUACCUGGGCUUCUCCUUGCUAAGGGCUCCGCCUUUUUCAGGACCCCUGCCCCAAGGCUGUCACACCCAACCAACAGGAGGGGCUGUCUCAGGGUGGCUGCCUGGGGCCCUGGGAGGGACCCAAAGGUUUUUAUAGCCAGGGAUGAAGGCCUCACCAGAUUAAGCCCAAAGAUCUUGCCUGCAGCUGGUGCCCUGGUGGCUCAGCCCCAUCCAAGUUCCAGCCUCACCAGGUCCCGGACCCUCUGCAGUCCCAGCUCCGAUGCCGGCCCACCAUCCCACAGGCAUGAAGGGAGCCCACGUGCUGCUGCUGCUGCUGCUGGGCCUCAGGAUACAGCUCUCCCUCGGAUUCAUCCCAGCUGAGGAGGAAGACCCAGCCUUCUGGAACCACCAGGCAGCCCAGGCUCUGGACACCGCCAAGAAGCUGCAGCCCAUCCAAACAGCCGCCAAGAACCUCAUUCUCUUCCUGGGGGACGGGAUGGGGGUGCCCACAGUGUCAGCAGCUCGGAUACUAAAGGCGCAGAAGAAUGGCAAGCUGGGACCUGAGACCCCCCUGGCCAUGGACAAAUUCCCAUUCCUGGCUCUGGCCAAGACAUACAACGUGGACAGACAAGUGCCGGACAGUGCAGGCACGGCCACAGCCUACCUAUGUGGUGUCAAGACCAACUACCGGACCAUUGGUGUGAGCGCAGCAGCCCGGUACAACCAGUGCAACACAACACAUGGCAACGAGGUCAUCUCCGUGAUGAACCGGGCCAAGAAAGCAGGGAAGUCAGUGGGGGUGGUGACCUCAACGAGGGUGCAGCAUGCCUCGCCAAGCGGCACCUACGCGCACACGGUGAACCGCGAAUGGUACUCGGAUGCAGACAUGCCUGCCCAGGCGCUGAAGGACGGCUGUCGGGACAUCGCCACGCAGCUCAUCACCAACAUGGACAUUGAUGUGAUCCUGGGUGGAGGCCGCAAGUACAUGUUUCCCAGGGGGACCCCAGACCCUGAGUACCCUGGUGAUGCCUCAAAGAGCGGAGUCAGGUUGGACAUGCGGGACCUGGUCCGGGAGUGGCAGGCCAAGCACGAGGGUGCCCGGUAUGUGUGGAACCGAACAGCGCUCAUUCAGGCGUCCCAGGACCCCUCCAUAACACACCUCAUGGGCCUCUUUGAGCCAGGGGACAUGAACUAUGAGGCCAAUCGAGACACCCAGCAGGACCCAAGCCUGAAGGAGAUGACAGAGGCCGCCUUGCGCCUGCUGCGCAGGAACCCCCGGGGCUUCUACCUGUUCGUGGAGGGCGGCCGCAUUGAUCAAGGUCAUCAUGCGGGAAGAGCUUACUAUGCACUGACAGAUGCUGUAGCUUUUGAUGACGCCAUUGACAGGGCCAGCCAGCUCACAAGCGAGAAGGACACCCUGACCCUUGUCACUGCUGACCACUCUCACGUCUUCACUUUUGGUAGCUACCCUCUGCGUGGCAGCUCCAUUUUCGGGUUGGCUCCUGAGAAGGCGAAAGAUGGCAAGGCCUACACCUCCAUCCUUUAUGGCAAUGGCCCCGGCUUCGCAAUCAAUGGGGGCUCCCGUCCCAACGUCAGUGACAGCCAGAGUGGGGACCCCAACUACAAGCAGCAGGCGGCCGUGCCCCUAUCGUCGGAGACCCACGCUGGUGAGGACGUGGCGGUGUUCGCGCGUGGCCCGCAGGCGCACCUGAUGCACGGUGUGCAGGAGCAGAGCAUGGUGGCGCAUGUCAUGGCCUUCGCCGCCUGCCUGGAGCCCUACACCGCCUGCGGCCUGGAGCCCCCUCCCAGCACCAGCAUCCCCGACGCUGCGCACCCAGGACUGUCCACAGGCCCCUCGCUGGCUUUGGUGAUUGGGGCACUGUGGCUGAUACUGCUGGGCUGA
Molecule: messenger RNA, 2101 nt
Organism: Myotis brandtii (Brandt's bat)
Lineage: Eukaryota; Metazoa; Chordata; Mammalia; Chiroptera; Vespertilionidae
Product: intestinal-type alkaline phosphatase
Exons: 11
Coding region: 479-2101 (540 amino acids)
Biological process (GO): dephosphorylation
Cellular component (GO): plasma membrane
Molecular function (GO): alkaline phosphatase activity
Source: RefSeq, a predicted model, not a curated record